Nymphalis io (European peacock) is the source of this 1508-nucleotide messenger RNA. RefSeq lists its product as uncharacterized. The record is from RefSeq and is a predicted model, not a curated record. The transcript has 2 exons. Lineage: Eukaryota; Metazoa; Arthropoda; Insecta; Lepidoptera; Nymphalidae. Bases 111 to 620 code for a protein of 169 amino acids.
UAUAUUUGUAUGGCAAGCCACACAAAAUGUCAUAGCAUAUUAUGACUUUUUUGUGAUGUUUAUUUUCGCACGGUUUUUGCAUAUUUCAUAAAUUUCAUUCAAAUCUAUUCAUGAUGAAAUGCAACGAAUUUGAAAAAAGUAAACCUCGCCAUCAUAUGAACCUGGAUAAUUUGGAUAAAGCAUUACACGAUUUGGGAAUGUUGAGUGCAAUUACUGAAGCGCGACGUGAUUAUCUACGAGAAUCUAAAACUAAUCUGGGCGUAAUGAGGCUGAACACGCGGUACGUUUCCAACGUCACAGUGGGGUAUUGUAUGAAAAGAAGCACAAACAAAAACAGACUGUGCCCUUACCUGCUGCCCGUACGGCAUAGAACUAAGAGUGAAAACUCGGAUGCCAUCGGUUGUGAUGCUAACGAUAGCAACUGUGACUUUAAAUAUAAUUUACUAGAGCCAUCAACUAGUACCUGCAUUAGAGAAAACGUCGACGUCAAGAGCCCUGCCAAGCGAUGUCAAUCACUCGAAAACCUCAAUCUUAAUUUAGAAUCCCCGCCGAAGGCAGAAACUUCGCCAGAUAUGGAUUGUGUGUCAACCAGAAUUCAGAAAUUACAAGUCGAUGAAUGACAAUCAAAUUAAGAACAUCAACUUGUGUAAAUGUAUCCAUGAAUAAUAAUUGUGCAUUGAAACUGUGUGUAGUUAAUAUCAGAUUUAAGUGAUCAAUGAACUUGGAAUGUAUUUUUCUGCAUAUGAAUAUGUAUGAAUAGAAUGAAGGAACUUGAAAAUACUGAUUAUAAAUGUUCCUAGAACUUCAUUAAAAUUGAUUUUGCAUGUUUCUCCUGCCUAUGAUGUACCGAUAGAUAAAUGUUAGUUAAAAUUAUAUGCAUUUUUGCUCAACGGAUAUAGAAACCAUUCGAUAUAUAAUUAUUAAAUAGUUACACUGUUUAGUUUUCAUUACUUAGUUAUUGCUUUGGUGCAUAUCGUCAUAUAUUUUAUUUAGAAAAAAAAUUAGGUUAAUGUGCAUUAUACAAUUAAAAAUAUUUGAAUAAAACAAGGGUUCUUCAAAAAUAUAAAUUGACUCAUAUGCACCUAACAUGAAAAUACAUUAAAUGUCUGAAAGUAGAAUUGAUGGUUACCUUUAGCAUAUAGAGCUUGUUGAGAACAAUUUUAAUUUUGUUUUCUCUAAAGUCACAGAUGUAUAAUUUACUGGCUUCCAAUGUGUGUGUUUGAAUUUAUUUAUAUUAUGUUUUAAAAUAGUAAUAAAAAAUAAUUGUGAUUAGUUAAACAACAAAGGUUGUUUUAAUAAGUUUUUACUAGAGAUCUCAUAACAUCACAGCUUGGUGGUGAAUAUUUUGAAUUUAGUGUGUUAAUUCUUGAAGCAAAAUAAAACAAUUAUUUAUCACUCUGUUUCGCUUUAGUGACUUAGGAAUGGCUAAUACAUGUUUGUUAACAUAUUUUGUUAUUUUUUUUCUAUUUAAUAACCAAUAUUUGAAAUAAAUAUUGCCUUGAAAUAUU